AUGACCUGGAUGACCGAGAUCUCCAUACACAUCCUGGCUGCUUUCAGAGCCGCUGCUGGCUUGGAGGGAGAAGGAAGCGAGAAGGGAAGGUUCGCUGGAGAAUUUACCUGGCUGAGAAGCAGAAUGUUGGGCCCUGAAUUCUGGAGCCAAGUCCACGCGCCAGACCAAGAAAGAGGCGACCGACCAUGCUCCAUCCACCAGGAAAGGAGGGUCUUUUCUCCGGCUGCGGAUGGCGCCCCUUGGAAUGACUCUCUUCUUCUCCGGCCGUGCUCAUCUCUUGCCACUUCUUGGCACCUGGCUUGUAGGAUCAGGUGUCUGAAGGAGAACUAUCCUCAUGAUAAGAAGCUGCAGGCUCUGAAGAAGAUGAUCCUUGCCCAGCGGCGCAAAUGCAUCCCUCACCUUCCGGAAAAAAACAUCCCCAGUUUCCCUUUGGAAGUGGAAUCUCGGAGCACGAAACCUCUGAAGAGGAAGGUCUGCAAAGCUGGAGCCUUCUCGGCUCCAGCCUGCCCAGGUCACAGCAAAAGAACAGGAAAGAAGCUCAAAACCGGACAGAACUCGGCAUCUUCCUCCCGGAAGGCAGAGAGAGAGAGAGCUGUUUCUUUAUUUGGAGUAUCUGCUUGGAGGGAAGGCCAAAAACUGGCUAGAGACGUUCUUGGCCCACCACUGAAAUAUCAAAAUCUGAAAACUGAACUGAAAAGCAAAGCCAAGGAGUCUCUCCAAGAAUCUCAGGGGGAUCCGUUCACAGAAUCCUGGUCUGAUCGAAGCUUCAGAGAAAAUGGCCAAGCUGUACAGGCUGAGAUGACGAAGAUGACAAAACGAGAGAGACACGCUGCCCAACUAAACCGUCAGCGGCAGGACUGGAAAAACUCUGGCUGGGCACAGACACGGAGCAGAAGGCGCCAGGAAGCUCCAGAUACAGAGAAGAAGAAUGAAAACCAUCCGAGAUCGGCAGGAAGAACGAGAAAAGCAGGAUCUACAAAGGGAUCCUCUGAUGGGUUGAAGGCCACACCUUCUCCUAAGAUUCAAAAUGCAUCUGCUGAGAUGAUGGGCAUGAGAGAGACCUCCAGGCCUGGCAAGGGAAGACGGAAUGGGUCUUCUUUGAGAAGUGAAACUCCGAGGAACGAACGCCAACCCACAACCACGUUGAUGGAGGCCAAGAAGAAGCCCUAUAGCCCUGAACAGCUCCGCGAAUAUAUGGUCCAGAAGGCCGCUGAGAGAAAUAGGAGGAUCCAAGAAGAGAGGAAGACCGUCAAGCAAGCCCAAGAAGAGCGAAACAAGAAACUUCAAGAGGUCUACCGAAAACAGAGAGAAGCAGCUGGCAGAAGCCGCCAUUGUGCAGAACAACUGAGAGAAGACCUGACUUCCGUCACACCCACCGAGAAUGAUCUUGAUUUGAAAUACCCAGGUGUACGGUCUCCAGCAACAGAUGCCCCAAAAGGUGUUCAUCGAGCAUCACAGACUCUGCUAAGGAAGGAGUUAAAAUUCAACAGUGAGUUGGAGCCAAGAAUGGACAAAGCAGGACAAGGGACUCCGGUGCUGGGAUUAUGCACCUCAAUGGACCCUGAAGGUCAACUGGGGAGCCCUCUGAAACUCAAACAGGUGGACAUCUCCUCCUCUUGGGCAAGCCAUCACUCACCAAGUCCUUUUCAUCUCUGGAGAGAGAAAGGUAUUGGCAGGGAGACACCGUUCUCCUCGGACAUCUCUACCUCCCCUUCUUACAGAAGGAAGCAAGACAGAGUGAAGGCCAUCCACAAUUUAGCUAAAGAUCUCAGUGAGCGGCUGGGGAGAGAAAUGGAGAGGUUACAAGCCACCAAGGCCUCAAGGAGCCAAGGAUGUCCACCUGGAACUCCAUCUAAGAUGACUACUCCAUCAGCAGUUCCUCUUGAGAAGUUUGAUGCUCCAGAAAAUGCAGAGUCUGUUUGGGGUUCAAGACUUGCAUUGAAUCCACUGAUGUGUCCUCAAGAAAGGGCUGGCCUCGAGAAGGAGUUAGGCAUCCCAGUGGUCAAGGAGGAGAUCGUCCAACAUCUUCUGCCAACUGACGGGGGCGGCCUUGAAGUGAUGCCAAUGGACUCGGUUGAACGAAGGCAAAGCGGGACUGAAGAAAAACAUCUGAAGGAAGGUUUUGCUUCCGAGAUGGGAUUUGGGGAGAAGGGCCCUACUGGGGCCCCAGCCAGUGUCUUCCCUGGAAGUGAAAUCCACAUCUUGACUGAAAUUCCAAAGGCUUCUUUGAGGAAGAACCAGCUAGGAAAAAGCAACUGUCAGAACGAACCUCCAGAAAACCCACGGGGACAAGGUGACCCUCCCCUUACAGCACAGCAUCAGCCCUCCGGAUUUCCUUUCCUGUCUAUUAAUUUGCCACCUGGGAAAGCCAGCGCUGCAGAAGAUCUGUCUGAGCCCACAGAUUCAAACAGCCAGUGGAGCGAGAUUGGCCGGUUCUAUGGAGGAGCCAGUUCCUUUGGCCGGCUUAGCCUGACUCUGGUGGAACAAUCCUUGAGGGAAGAGGAGCUGCGAGCCCGGCACCAGAGCACCCUCCUCAGGCUGCGUGAAAAGGCCCUCCGGGAGAAAGCCCAGGCGGAGCUGGCUUGGCUGGAGCAUGGGGAGUGCUCCCCAAACGGAUUGCAGGGAACAGGAGGCCCAUCAUCCACAGCCGAGAAGCAGCUCUCCAUCCUAACCAGGCUGAAGCAAGAGCAGGCAGAAAUCAGACAUCUGCAGAACAUCGGCCGAGCUGCCCAUCAGGAGCGGAAACUUCUGCUCCAGCAGCAAAAGGAGCUCUUAGAAGUGCAGAAGACAACCACACAGCUGUGGCUACAGCUGGCUGGGCAGCUGCCACACCAGAUUUCUGAGAGUCAUAACUCUCAAGGAGUUGGAGUGCUGGAGAAAGAAAAGUUGGAAGUCUCUUCCCAAUCUGGUCCUCUUCUUGCAACCUGUUCAGGGGGAACCGAAUGGAGGAGAAGCAGUUUUGGAGCUGAGAAGAAGCAUCUGGCUGAGUCGAAGGACAUUUUGCCACUGGAGAAUCGGGUGGCAGAAGGAUUUGCAAAGUGGAAACCAGGAAAAGGAGACCCAUCUACGGUCUUGGAAACUACAAUCCAGGAUCUAUAUGACCCUUCUGGUCAAAGAUCCCAGGAUCCAGCCCUCGGAGGUGGAAGAACAGCAGAUCACUUGGCCAGUCGACGAGAAAAAGAACACGAUAACGGUUUGACCAAGAAUUCCCAAGAAGACCAUCCUGGUUCUCCACUGGACAAAGGCCCAGAAGUUUUCGCCUCUGCAGGAUUUUCUUCCGUACUUCGUGAUUUCUGUCCGUAUCCAGAAAAGUCACCGUCCGGUCUUGAAUUCCAUAAGGGCUACGCGGUUCUAGUCAAUCUGUCUGGAAGUUCUCCUUCCCCUUCAGAUCUAGACGAUGACGGCCUACAAGACACGGACAUCAGCCUCCCUGAAGAAUUUGUCUUCCAGGAACCCCCGCCUCACAACCUGGGUGUCUCUACACAUCACGAAGCUCCAGCGGUGCCCAGAAUAGUAAUAAACACAGAGAAUACUCUGUCUUCCUCUGAGAAGAGACCUCAGGGGCAACUAUCUGGUGGAGAUCUUGAGUCGAAAGAUUCAAAGCGUGCUCUGUACAGCCAGCAAAAGAUCUGGGAAGGCGGAGCUGGAACAGAAAGGUUGGAGGAAUCUGCGUCUGUUAUAUCAUCCAACAGUGGAAGGCCGCAGGAGACCAAAAACGUUCGUACACCAACUUUGAGAAGCAGUGCAACUCCUUUGACCGUUUCUGAGGAGCUCUCCUGCGCAGGAAAUGGUGGGAACGAGACGACUUCUCAAAGUUCAUUUGAUCUACGGAUGGUUUUCUCCUCCACCAACGAUCCUUUUCAGAGUCCUGAGACGGAAGCAAAGGAGGACCCUCCGUCUUCUUUUAAUGUAACUGGAGAAGAUGUUGAGGAUGAAACCCUAUCUCAUUUUGGGAACAAGGAGGCAACCGUGACAUUGGCACCAGAUGCUUCUCUGGACAUUGGCUCUCCUCAAGAUUCUGAGGACCCACUACGUGGCCCAAAGCAUUCACUAUGCCAUAGGUUUCCAAAUUCUCCUGAUCACCUGCUAGUUUUAGAGGACAAAACUGGCUGUGCCAACCGUUCAACGGAUGAGUGUGUAUCCCACAAGCCAGACGAAACCACUCUCCAACUCAGCAAAACAUCUGUGGACAACAGGGACCUGGCUGAGGAACAUCGAAAAAGUUCUUCAGCUAAGAUCCAAAAUACAAAUAAAGCUGGAAUGCCAACAGUUCAUUUAAGUUCUCCCCAAGAGGACCUCCUGAAAAACAAAGGGGACGCCGUGUGUUUAAGCAACCAGCUUCUUUGUGAACUGGAGGAUGAUGUGGUGUCUCCUGUGGAUGAAAUGUUGACUUAUGGAAGCAGCGAGCUCCCAUCUUCAACCGAAAAGGAUGCCUCUUCCUGGAGCACAGAUCUUCCAGCUCCACCCGAAAACCUGAGUGGAAAAGAUGACGAGGGCAACUCCAGCCCCCUUGAAUUCCCUUCUCCACCUGAUCCAGUGGUAUCUUAUGAAGCUGAAGAACUUUCCUCACCUCGCGACCUCCCAGCAGAAGGUGUAGGGUCCUCUCCUCAGGCCUGAGCAGAUUCCUCUCCGUUCUCACACUCCCAAAUUCAAAUUUCGGCGUAAAAGUGGAGAGGGAAAUUAUAGUUGCUUUAAAAACAAAUACAGGCAGUUCUCCACGUACAACCAUUCGUUUAGUGACUACUCAAAGUUACAACGGCACUGAAAAAAAGUGACAUGACCGUUUUUCACACUUAUGACCAUUGCCUCAUCAGCAUCAUGUGAUAAAAAUUCAGAUGCUGGCAGCUGACUUGUACUUACGACCGUUGCAGCGCCCGGGGUCACGUGAUCCUCUUUUGUGACCUUCUGACAAGCCAAGUCAAUGGGGAAGCCGGAUUCACUUAGCAACCAUUAUUAACUUAACAACUGCAGUGAUUCACUUAACAACUGCGGUGAGAAAGGCUGUAAAAUGGGGCAAAACUCCCUGAAGAAAUUUCUCACCUAGCAGCUGUAAUUUUGAAAAUGGGGCCGAUGAGGGACAAAACUGGCGCACACCAAAGAUGGCGACACAUUAAACAGCGGGUGCCACAACUGCCAGUCCCAGCAGAUGGAUCACCCAGCCUGUCACCGGCAAGGCUUCAAUAUCAAGAUUAUACUUACUCCAAGGCCUGAUUUUUUUUUUAUUUUAUUUUUUUUGCCUGCCGAGGUUUUGAUCAAUAUUAACCUCUGGGGUCAA
Messenger RNA from Ahaetulla prasina, 5275 nucleotides. It is a transcript of the gene CCDC187, whose product is annotated as coiled-coil domain containing 187. Bases 1 to 4617 code for a protein of 1538 amino acids. NCBI's taxonomy places the organism in Eukaryota, Metazoa, Chordata, Lepidosauria, Squamata, Colubridae. Gene Ontology annotation, cellular component: centrosome. The transcript is spliced from 17 exons. The record is from RefSeq and is a predicted model, not a curated record. Gene Ontology annotation, molecular function: microtubule binding. Gene Ontology annotation, biological process: microtubule anchoring.